Phalaenopsis equestris is the source of this 1319-nucleotide messenger RNA. Its product is annotated as protein VAC14 homolog. The record is from RefSeq and is a predicted model, not a curated record. Gene Ontology annotation, cellular component: PAS complex; endosome membrane. The transcript has 7 exons. NCBI's taxonomy places the organism in Eukaryota, Viridiplantae, Streptophyta, Magnoliopsida, Asparagales, Orchidaceae. The annotation marks the transcript as partial. Gene Ontology annotation, biological process: positive regulation of kinase activity; phosphatidylinositol biosynthetic process.
AAAAAAUAUGAUGCUAUUAAGAACGUGUUAUUGAAUACCAUAGGCUGUAUACAGUUUUAUCGAAGGCUGCUUCUUUUCAAACUUAUUUUUUUCCCGCCAGCUUAUUACAGUAUUGUUACUUAUUUACAGGUUGUUCUGCUUGCGCUGGACGUUCAUGCAUGCAUAGCAAAAGAUUCUCAACGUUUUCACCAUCUUGUGGUUUUUCUGAUAAGCACCUUCCGCUCUAAUCAUAGGCUUCUGGAGAAGCGUAGUGCUUUGAUAGUAUGUCGGCUUUGUGUUCUUUUGGAUGCUGAACUUGUUUACCGAGAAUUUUCUCAAAUCCUUGAGGGUGAAAGAGAUUUUAGUUUUGCAUCAAACAUGGUUCAGGCUCUGAAUUUGAUUCUCCUUACCUCGUCUGAAUUGAUCGACUUGAGAAAUCUUCUAAAACAAUCAUUGACGAAUCCUGCCAGCAAAGAUUUAUUUCUUUGUAUGUAUUCUUCUUGGUGUCAUUCACAAAUGGGAAUGAUAAGUUUGUGCAUACUUGCUCAGGCCUACCGCCACGCCAGUGCUGUAAUUCAAUCACUGGUGGAGGAAGACAUAAAUGCCAAGUUCUUGAUGCAGUUAGACAAGUUCAUACGCCUGCUGGAGGCUCCAGUGUUUACUUACUUAAGAUUGCAGCUUCUGGAUCCGGGUAGAUAUCCAUGGCUGUUGACGACACUUUAUGGACUUUUGAAGUUGCUGCCUCAGCAAAGCACAGCCUUCAAGAUAUUAAAAACUAGAUUAAAAACUAUUCCUCCGCACACCAUCAUUGAUCAACUCAAACGGGAUACAGAGAUUCUUGAAGUCAGCCAUGACCAAGAGAAAAUUCUUAUUGACAUCAACUUUGAAUCACGGCUACAACAGUUUAAGAAAAUGCAGAACCAGCAUCGGAUGCAUUCAAGAACUACGCAGUGUCCUGUGAGUUCUACAUCAACCAUGUUUUCACAGAUUCAAAUAUCUGAAUAGCCGCGCCCGCACGCAGCCCAUCCGGAAGUUAGCCGUCUUCCAUCCAGAUCAUCCUGUACAGAUUCUGGACAAUUUCAUCAACCCUGACUGCGCCAAUCUUGACAUCCCAGUUGUGUUCAUUCAAAAUAGUUUUCUCUUUUGUAUCUUCGAACAGGUGUUAGGGAAGAGAUUAUGGUUGGGUUAGGAUUAGGGUUAGGGUUAGUUUCAUAAGUGAGCUGUUAUUUUUUUUCUGCUCAUCAUGGCUAUUUAUAUGCAUGCCUGUGCCUUUUUUAUUGGUUUUAUUUCUACUCUUUCAUGGUCGCACAUGAAACAUACAUUGGAGCCUUCCGGAAUUA